Messenger RNA from Penicillium lagena, 210 nucleotides. RefSeq lists its product as uncharacterized. The record is from RefSeq and is a predicted model, not a curated record. NCBI's taxonomy places the organism in Eukaryota, Fungi, Ascomycota, Eurotiomycetes, Eurotiales, Aspergillaceae. The transcript has a single exon. Bases 1 to 210 code for a protein of 69 amino acids.
AUGGAUGCCCAAUCGUUUACAACGCCCAUCCAAUGCACACCGCAAAAGCUCUAUCCCGGCUCCGAAAACCGGGCUUACUGUGAGUUGGAUGUCCGCAGCCAUGCGCCGGGGUCGUGGUCGAUCAAGCGAUUCCUCAGCGUUCGUGGCAGUCGCCGGUAUCGCGUGCUGGAGCGAGAGCCGAACCGGCUGAGGAAACGAGCCAGCCCGUGA